AGAGCAUUUCGUUGUUCUAAUCAGAAGAAGAAGAAGACGAAGAAGAAGAAGAAGCUUUCUCUGUGCUUUUCUUUUCUUCUGUGAAAAUUUUCCAUUUUUCCAUUUUCUUCUACUUUCUAUCUUGUUUUCAGACGAGCCAAACAGGACUAACUGUCAAAUGUCGAGGAUCUGAGGCUUUCCAGGGACAAAACUUAGUCUCAAACAAUUCAAAAAAUAGUAGUUUCUGACACCAUUUUUGUUAAUGGUACAUUUUCAAGAGAUUUGAAAGCUUUUUUCUUUGAAGGAAUCUGAACAAGUGUUAAUCAUCGUUCUGGACCCAAGUGAUUCGGUCUCCGAAUUGGGACAAUCUUCUCGAGCUCUUCGGAGAAGUUGUUGUCUGAAUUGAGGAUGAAGGUAGCGGCGGCGGCGCCCAAAUCUGAGUAACAGAGAAAUAAUCUUCUUAACUGGAUUUUGGUUUCGGUCUUUUUCGGAUACAUAAAAUUUACAAUAUCAUCUGGAAUUUCAGAAUUCAAGUACAGUUCGAGCAAAGCUAUAAUUAGUUUGAUCAGAAUUUGGCGGUGUGGAUAAUAAGCGUCUUGCUUGGAAAAUAGAUGAGAAUCGUAGUUCUGGGUGUACAAAAGCAAAUGGACAAAGACUCCACUAGACACCACAACCAUUCUCAUAAUAAUAAUAAUAUUAAUAAUAAUAAUAUUAUUAGAGAUAGAGAAAGAAUCGGAGAAGAUGGAUCGGUUCUAUUGAGAGCGAGUUCAGAUAAUACUCUCAGAUCCCAAACAACAACUUCAGCCUCAGAUUUCGUAUUACAGUGGGGAAAUCGGAAAAGACUCAGGUGUAUGAAGGUCCAGGUCAAAGACGACUCUACCACCACCAACACCACCACAGCCACCGCUCCGGUUAAUCGGACCACCGUAAGAGUGGAUCGUAGGGUUGUCAGAGCCGAUAAGGACUCCUCUGCCUAUUUAAAUCUCCGUCACAGGCCAUCUUCGCCGCCUACUACUCACCGGAUUCUUAGAAACUCAGAGAGCGCAACUGCCAUGAGAGGCCAUAGCAACGGUGGUGUUGUUAGGGGAAUUACUUCACCGGAUAGGGGUGCGCACGAUAAGAAAGGAGGGGCCACCACCAUCACCACCAUCACCACCAACAACAACAACCACCACCAUCACCAUCACCAUCAUAACAACGAGAACAGUAACAAUCACCAUCAUCAUCAUAACAGCAACAUCAACAAUAAGUCUGGAGCUUCUUCGGAGACGGCGCACGAUAGCAAGAAGGGUGGUGGUGGUGGUGGUGGUUCGUCGUCGGGAAGCGGCGAACUGGCGGCGGCUGCUCUUUGGCCUCCGAAGUUUGUGAUUGCUUUAACGAAUAAGGAGAAAGAAGAAGAUUUCUUUGCUUUCAAGGGUUCUAAACUUCCUCAAAGACCCAAGAAAAGAUCUAAAUUCAUACAACGCACACUCAAUUUGGUUAGUCCAGGAGCAUGGCUAUGUGACUUGACCCUAGAAAGAUACGAGGUCCGGGAGAAGAAGAUCAUAAAAAAGAGACCAAGAGGAUUAAAGGCAAUGGGAAACAUGGAGUCAGAGUCUGAGUAAAGAAAGCCUAUUCUAUUCUAUUCUAUUCUAACUCCACAAAUUAAAGAAAAAGGCUAAAAAAGAAAAGGAAAUGGACUCUCUCUAAUCACUGUUUUCAGCGGUUGUGUUCGGUUCAUUUCAUUCAGCCUUUUCAACCAUAUAUAUAUAAAUAUAUAUGUGUAUCUCUCAAACUUCCACUGGUAUAAAUAUAUAUAAUUUUCAUUUUCCACAAUUUUUCUUUUCUCUAUUACAGUACAAAUAGGAAUAUAGUCUCUUAUUAUUAUUAUUAUUAAUUUUUUGCUUUUAUUUUAUUUGUUUGUAUGUUUGGGUCCAUUUCUCUUUUUAUAAAAAGAAAAUGAAAAGGAGAGAAAAUUUGAAUGGCUGUUAUAUAAUACAAAGCUUAUCCGAAGGUUCAACCAUGUAUUGAAGCCAGGCUAAAUUGAUUUCUAUCUAUGCAAUUGCAUUAUUAUUAUUA
This is a messenger RNA of Cannabis sativa, 2037 nucleotides long. RefSeq lists its product as uncharacterized. The transcript is spliced from 9 exons. Lineage: Eukaryota; Viridiplantae; Streptophyta; Magnoliopsida; Rosales; Cannabaceae. The record is from RefSeq and is a predicted model, not a curated record. Bases 591 to 1583 code for a protein of 330 amino acids.